Molecule: messenger RNA, 930 nt
Organism: Lolium rigidum
Lineage: Eukaryota; Viridiplantae; Streptophyta; Magnoliopsida; Poales; Poaceae
Exons: 4
Coding region: 120-707 (195 amino acids)
Source: RefSeq, a predicted model, not a curated record
ACCGCAGCAGUGGACGCGAGCGGAGGGUGAAGAGAUUCGAUUCCUCCGUCGAUCCGCGCCCGCCGGAGCUCCUCCCCCUCUCGCUCCCCCCGCCGCCGUCCGUCCGUCCCUGCGGAGCGAUGGGCUUCACUUCGGCUCAACGGAUCGCGCUCACCGUCUCCCUGUUUGGCGUCCUCGCGUUUCUGCUCGGCGUCAUCGCGGAGAACAAAAAGCCCCCUUACGGGACACCUAUCAAGGGAAAGGAUGUCGUCAUCUGCAAGUUCCCGAGUGACCCGACCAUUGCAAUGGGGAGCGUGUCCAUUGUGGCGCUCGUGUUAGCUGCCAUCAUCGGGCACGUUUCCAUCUUUUUCCCAUACAAGGGCAAGUCAGUUCCUCGAGGAGCAUUAUUCCAGAGCACCAGCCUGUCGGUGUUCUUCGUCAUCGCGGAGCUGGUGUCAGCUCUGGCUUUUGCGAUGCUGCUCUGGGCAACGAUCACGGAGAGUCACCAUCGCACCAGCAACAUCCACCAUGACAUGGACACCCAGUGCCCUACCGCAAAGACUGGCCUUUUUGGAGGUGCCGCUUUCCUGGCCCUUGACGCUGCUCUGUUCUGGCUUGUUUGCCAGAUGCUGGCCCUCAAUGCAAGGGCUGACUAUCUGGACGAGGACGGCGACAAGGGUGAAUAUGGCCAGGUUUAUGCUGAGGAUGGUGAUGGCUCCAAGGUCUGAGUCAUUAAUCUGCAGGGUUUCAUAAUUAGCAUCGCUUAGAUAUAUCUUAGUUUACAUCAUGUCUUCAACCAAGUCGGUUUAGCUCUCCAAAAAUUGUAGAUAUGAAGUGCCAUUUCCAUAGUCGUAUAUAAGGUUAUUUGCUCGUUCCAGUUUCAAACUGAACUAUAAACUGCGCCCCAGUUUGUCUUCUUUUAUUGAAAGUUAAAGAAUCAUGUUCUCCGCA